AUGGCGUACAAAAAACCUGUAACAGAACCCAUUGCAGUCGUUGGUGUAAGCUGUCGCUUCGCCGGCGGCGCUACGUCGCCAGCCAAGCUAUGGGAUGUGCUCUGCGAUGCACCGGAUCUCUCUCGAGAAGUCCCUCCCGAGAGAUUCAGUGCUGAAGCUUUUUACCAUCCUGACGGAGAGUACCACGGUACAACCAAUUCCAUCAAGGCAUAUUGGCUAGAUCAAGAUCACCGCGUCUUCGAUGCUAAUAUGUUCAAUAUCACCCCGAAGGAAGCUGAAGCCAUCGACCCCCAACAGCGUCUAAUCCUCGAAGUUGUCUAUGAAGCUUUGGAAUCAGCUGGAUACAGUCUAAACACAUAUUCCGGGAAGAAUGUCGCCGUUUUCUCAGGUGUGAUGACUGCCGACUAUGAUACCCUAUCCCAGCGGGAUGAGCUAUCCACAAGCCAGUAUUACGCCACUGGUAAUGCUCGAUCCAUCAUUUCGAACAGAAUUUCAUACUUCUACAACUUCCAGGGUCCCUCUAUGACUAUAGACACCGCUUGCAGCUCGAGUCUGGUGGCUCUACACCAAGCUGUCUUGAGCUUACGCUCAGGGGAAAGCAUUAUGGCCUGUGUAACAGGCACAAACAUAAUGAUGACUCCGGAACAAUUCCUUGUAGAGUCCAGUCUACACAUGCUUAGUCCUACUGGUAGAAGCCGAAUGUGGGAUGCAGCCGCUGAUGGCUAUGCACGUGGAGAGGGCAUUGCGGCAUUUCUACUUAAGCCCCUUUCUCGAGCCUUGGCAGAGGGCGACGAGAUCACUGCCGUUAUCCGCGACACUGGAGUCAACUCUGACGGACGGACAAAGGGAAUCACUUUGCCAAAUCCCCAGGCCCAAACUGCGCUGAUCAAGGACACAUAUCUCAAGACUGGCCUGGAUUUGAUGAAGCCUGAGGAUCGGUGUCAGUACUUCGAAGCUCACGGUACCGGUACGCCUGCCGGUGAUCCCAGGGAGGCUGAAGCCAUUUACAACGCCUUCUUCGACGAUAGCACAAGUCUUGGUUCUGGUCCUAACGCGAAGAGCUUGCUAGUUGGGUCUGUCAAGACUGUCCUUGGGCAUACCGAAGGUGCAGCUGGGUUGGCUGGACUGCUCAAAGUCAUCGAAGCCAUGAAGAAUGGCGCUGUCCCCCCGAACCUACACCUUGACAAAAUAAACCCUGACGUUGAAAGAUUUUGCAAGCGCCUUGAAGUGCCGACAUCUUUGAUCCCCUGGCCUCGUCCACUCAGCGGUCAGCCGAAAAGAGCGAGUGUCAAUUCAUUUGGAUUCGGUGGUGCCAAUGCCCAUGUAAUCGUCGAAUCGUAUGAACCGCUAAUUCACGAUCGCCUUUUCAGGAAUAACACUGGAAUCAAGCUUUCUAGUGGUAUACAGGUAGUAAAAAAGUCCGGGGGUGCCCAUCUCCCCUUACCUCUUCUCCUAUCGGCUGGCUCGCAGAAGUCACUACGCGCGGUCGUCGAGUCCUACCGAGACUAUAUUCUACAGCACCCAGAUGUCGAUCAUGCUCAACUGGCAUGGAGCCUGUAUUCCCGCCGAACGGCAUUGCCCUACCGAUUACCUGUGUCAACAAGUUCAACAUCACAGGCACUUCAAGCUCUCAAUGAUCUUCUCAAGCCAACAUCCAAUAUCACAGGGACUCGAAGCUCUACGGCGACUGGACACCUAAAGAUUAUCGGAGUGUUCACUGGUCAAGGUGCACAGUGGACUUUGAUGUCCAGGUCACUAUUUCGUACCAAUGAGAUAUAUCGUAAUGCCAUCCGUGAUCUCGACGUGAUAUUACGCUCCUGUCGCCACCCUCCAACUUGGACGUUAGAAGAACAAAUUCUUGCGGAGGGGAAUAAAUCUCUCGUCGAUACCGCCGCUGUAUCUCAGCCUCUUUGUACGGCGUUGCAAAUAGGACUGGUGAAGCUCUUGAGAAGCCUGGGCAUUACCUUUCAUACAGUAAUCGGACAUUCUUCCGGAGAGAUCGCAGCGGCGUAUGUAGCAGGAAGACUUUCUUCACACGAUGCGAUAUUGAUCUCAUACUAUCGCGGUUAUGUUGCACAUCUUGCCGGCAAUGCGGAUGGACAGAAAGGUGGUAUGCUUGCUGCAGGCAUGUCUGAAGCCGAAGCUUUGGAGUUCUGCGAAACGCCUUUGUUUAAGGGUAGACUUCAGGUUGCAGCAAACAACGCAUCCUCUAGUGUUACGCUUUCUGGCGAUGUUGAGGCCAUUAAGUUGGCUCACGAUCAACUUACUAAAGACCACAAAUUUUCGAGGCCACUUCGCGUCGACUCGGCUUACCAUUCGUUCCAUAUGACGAAACCGGGUGCCAAAUACAUCGAGGCUCUACAAGAUAGCGACAUUGACCAGGAUAAACAAGGCAACGGAGUUGUCUGGAUUUCCAGCGUCCACGGUCGAAAUAUGAAUGGAGAAAAGCUCGACAUAGACUACUGGAAAGACAAUAUGGUUAAAAUGGUGCGAUUCCACAACGCUACUCUGAACGCGAUUUCUCAACAAGGCCCAUUUGACUGUGCCCUGGAAAUUGGGCCCCAUCCAGCCCUCAAAGGCCCUUUCAUGCAGACGGCGACGCCUUUGGGCUCCAAUAUUCUUUACUUCAGUCCGCUAGAUCGAUCUAAAAAUGACAAGCUAGCUUUCUCUGACUUAAUCGGCGCCCUGUGGUCUCACUAUGGUACACGAGGAGCUGAUCUAGGUGCAUAUAUCAACUUUUCGCUUAGCACUGACGUCCUCGACACCCCCCUUAUCGAUCUGCCCACAUAUCCAUGGGACCAUUCUCAGAUAUAUCAUCGAGAGUCCAGAAUCUCGCGUCAAUUCCAUUAUAAGUCUGGAGCACCUCACGAACUGCUUGGUGUUCGGACCAGAGAUGACAAUGAGCACGAGCUAAGAUGGCGAAACAUGCUGAGGGCGGAGAAGUUGCCCUGGGUUGAGCACCACAGCUUCCAAGGCCAUGCUCUUCUACCCGCUUCGGCGUAUUGCAUUAUGGCACUGGAUGCAGCGCAAAGUAUCAUCAGAGACAGGCCGGCCUCGGUAGUCGAACUACAAGAUUUACAGAUUUUUAGCGGCAUAGACAUAGAACGAGAGUCUGCAGGUGUCGAAGUAAUGUUCACUCUUAAUAUCCUCCCGCAAGGCAAGGACGAAAACACGGACUCGACAGUCAGGGCAAAUUUCACUCUGACAUCGUGUCCUGCUGACGGAACGACAAGUAUGCGAUUGAACAUGGUGGGAAAUCUCAAGAUCUACCUAGGCGAGGCUAGUACGGCUGCCCUACCGUCCCGGUGUGCCUCUGAAUCGGAAGCGUUUAGUGCGACUACCGAAUCCUUUUACAAAAUGAUGGAGCACACGGGAUUGGUGUACACAGGACCAUUUAGGGCGCUCACUUCUAUCCAACGUCGUUAUAACUACUGCUCUGCGACCUUGAAGCGUCACCAUCCGGAAGACACGACAACGUUGCCGAUUAGCCCUGCUACACUCGACAGCUGUUUUCAGUCAGCGUUUUUGACAUACGCUUUCCCCGGUGAUAGGUCUCUUUGGACGUCUUUCCUGCCCGUACAUAUCGAACGAGUGCGCUUUAACUUGACGACGGAUAAAAGCGACAAUUUAGUUGUAGACACUCACAUGGUCGACAUCCAACCCUCCGUGACCAAUUCUAAAGCUACAUUCGACGUCGAUAUAAGCAUUUUCAAUGAAAAUGGAGAUAUGGAAAUCCAAGUCGAAGGUCUGAGGGUUGCUGCUCUGGCUCACACUCUGCCCAAGGACGAUUAUGAGCUGUAUCUGCACACUGUCACCGACUUGGACCCUAGCGAUGAGAUUGUUCGCGUAGAGAAACUACCCGCCAUUGCAUACGAUCCGCAUGACCCGGUGCUUGUCGAAAGUUGCGCGCGUGUGGCUACGUACUUCGUCAGAAACAGUCACGAUGCGCGUGCGCAGUCGUCGGACCUUUCUCUCUACUAUGAGAAGUUGGCGCAACUAUUCCCAAUAAUAUUGGGAACAGUAGGCCCCGAUUCCUGGUCCUCUGACACCAAAGCGAGUAUUGAUCAAUUUGUGGAACGUUCAAACUACUAUGAUCGGUUGAACUUGAUUCGCACGCUUGAAAGUCAUCAGCCAGACUCCGUGUUGGAUAUUCUCCAAGCACUUGUCAGCGAAACGAACUAUAUGACUUACUCUCACCAACAUGUUGGACGGAUUGCGAAGCAGAUUGCACAUCGAUAUCCAAAUAUGAACAUUCUCAGCCUGGUUGGACCUGAGAGUGAACUUCUUGUUGAAGUCUUGUCGGCUCUCGAUUCGUCGUACUCUUCCUUUACCAUUGGUGCCAGAACAGCCGAGAGUCUAGGGCAGCAUGUCAACCUUGAAGGAUCUUCUGGCAAAGUUGUCCGGUCGACACUAGACCUUUCGGCGGACCUCAAGCCUCAGCUAGGACAAGAUAAUGUUUAUGAUCUUGUCUUGCUGUCGGCGUCGGAACUAGACGACGCACACGCGCCAGGAACAUUAAAGAAUAUCAGUGCUAUCAUGAGACCCGGAGGCUUCUUACUCCUGGUGCAGUUCCCUAAACGACAGAUACAAAUUCAGCCACUUCAAGCUUUGAAACGAAGUGAUGAUAGAGCUGAGGCGCCAACACCACCCCAGUGGCCAGACGCCCUUGACGCUUAUGGCUUCGCCCAGAUUGCUAAGAACUGCAACCAGUCUUACUAUGCUGGAUACUCGAUAAUGGUCCGGCAAUUGAGCUCUCCAGAGGUCGACUUCAUGGGCCAAUCAACUGCAGCUAAACACAGAAUUAUCACAGACCACCUGCUCAUCAUUGGUGGUAAGGAUUCGUCUAGUACCGCGAUUGCUAAGAUAGUGCGCCAAAACCUCCUCUUUUUAUGCAACAAAGUCACCUUCCGAGAUGCAUUUGACAGCGUCGAUUCGGAUGCCAUAAGUAGCUGCACCGCUGCUAUCAUCCUCACAGAUCUUGACAAGCCCCUGAUGUCGAACAUGACGAAGCGGGCUUUAGAUCAGCUGCGAGAACUUCUCAGACCGAACAUGAAGGUUAUGUGGAUCACUUGUAACGCUCGCUUCGGAAAUCCAGAUCAUGCUGCCACCUUUGGGUUCACGCGUACGGUCUCGGCUGAGAUUCCGAGCUUGACGCUGCAGAUGCUUGAUCUAGAUCGCGUUACUGGAUCCAGGGAUCUGAUAACGGAUAACUUUAUUCGCUUGAUGACGACUGGUAAAGAUAGCACUGACGUUCUCUGGAUUGAUGAGCGAGAGAUCCACGUUGAAAAUGGACGUCGGAUCAUCCCACGUGUCGUGCCCCUGAAGGCGUCGAACGACAAAGUCAACUCUUUGAGACGUGUUGUUUCCACCUCUGGAAAUACUCUCAAGGAGGCCAUCGAAGUUAUUCCGUGUGCCCUCCCUGGCGGCGUGGUUCGCUACGAGGCGAAACUCGGACGUGACAACUCUCAUGACCUACAUCUUAAUCACGUCUCAAUCCGGGUUGAUUAUAGCUCGGUGGUAGCUUUGAAUCUGAACCUUGGUAACUCGCUUCCGGCUUACUUGUGUCUUGGUCAAGACUUGAGUACUGGCGCAUGCAUGAUGGCCAUAUCUCAGAACAACAGUUCGUGCCUUCGACUCCUAGAGGAGCAUGUCCACCCCAUUCAGAAAGAUAUGAAUAUCGGACCGCGCCUGAUCUCACUUUCUAUGAGAUACUUGAUAGCCGACAUGGUUGCGGCCCAAGCUGGAAAGCAACGUGUAGUUCUCAUUGAUGCUGAUCUGCUACUGUUUGAGUGCGUGAAGGAAGUUGUACCGGGCCGCGUGAUUUGGUAUACCACCACGAAAUCAGAGCAAGGCGACGCGCAUGGCGCCUUGUUUCUACAUCCGCGCACAUCAGCUUGGACUAUCAAGGGCAUAUUCCCGCCAUCAGGAGCUGUCAUCUUCGACCUCCAAUCUCAGGAGCGCACCAAACUUUCACAGCAGAUUUCAGAGCUGCUCCCGGCCAACUGCAAGUACUACCCUCGUAGUACCCUGCUAGACCUUCGCAAUACGUCCCAAGCAGACAACAAACAGGACUAUUUCUGGAAGACUGGCUGGAGAGUGGCGGUCAUGAGAGCCUUAGGAUCGAAUAUCACGGACCCACAACGACCUGUAGAGUACAAUACUGUUUCUCUCCCGGACCUACAAUCGAGUACCGAGAUACCCUCGUCUCUGUUCAACGUCCUUGACUGGCGAGCUAACCGGAACGCCGAACUCACUAUAAAGUACUUCGCCACGGAGCAACUGUUCCGCGCUGACAGGACGUACGUGUUGGUCGGACUGACCAAAGACUUUGGUCAAAGUCUAUGCUAUCUGCUUCUCAAAUACGGCGCAAGAAACAUUGUUUUGGCGAGUCGCAACCCGAAGACGGAUCCUAAAUGGAUAGGAGAACUAUCGCACGCCUACGAUGCGAAGAUCGAGGUGCGAAAAUGCGACGUCACCAACCUCGCCAGCGUGCGAGAAUUCAAGGACGCUCUAUCCCAGUCGAUGCCUCCGGUCGGUGGUGUAGCCAACGGUGCUAUGGUUCUUGAUGACCGCGUCUUCGCGCAGAUGGAUAUUGACACGUGGGAACGAGUCCUACGCCCCAAGACCGUUGGUUCUCACAAUCUGCACACCGUCUUCAACGAUCCCAACCUCGAGUUCUUCAUCAUGACGUCGUCCUUCGCUGCGAUCGGUGGCCACCCGGGUCAAUCAAACUACGCCGCGGCCAACAUGUACAUGAAUGGAUUGGCGGGUAUGCGACGGCAGCUCGGACUGGCGGGCUCGGUGUUAAACAUCGGCGUCAUCUAUGGUAUUGGUUUUCUACAGCGAGAGAAGGAGGAGUUGUACGCUGGCCUGGAACGUGAGGGAUACCCGCCGAUUUCAGAGCGCGAUAUCCACCACAUGUUCAUCGAGGCUGUUCUCACCGGCCGCCCCGGACAGCAGAAGGCGCCCAUAGACCUGACAACUGGUCUUCGCCGAUUCGAUCCCUCGGACUCGAAUCCCCUGCAUUGGCACCAGGACCCGAGAUUCGGCCACUACACCCGGCAAGAAACGGAGGACGCGAGCGCUGCGGCGGUCAGCAUGCGGCAAAGCGUAAAGGACAUCAUCCAGACCCUCACAGAAUCGGAUGCCCUCUCUCAGGCCAUCUUGCCAGCAUUCACGGAGCGGUUGCAGACGCUCCUCCAGCUACCCGAAGAGGCCAUUAAUUCGGACCAGAGUAUUUCCGAACUAGGCGUCGACUCGCUUGCCGCUGUCGAGAUCCGCGGAUGGAUCUUCAAGACCAUUGGCAAGGAUGUGUCUGUGAUCAAGUUGCUUGGUGGUACCAGUAUUCAGAAGUUGUGUUUGGAGCUCGCUGAGCAGAUCCUGGCUGAUCGCAAGAAGGCGGAAAAGUAAAGUGGCAUGAACGAAUAGACGAGAAGCUAUCUACUUCUACUUGCAUGGUGAGCAUAUUGUCUCACAUUAGACACAUGCAGUAGAAAUGAUACCAUAAUGAGCGUUAGAGUUUUUCUUUUUUUUUACGAGAACCACACUUUAACAACUGAAAGGGAAAAAAGGGGGUGGUGGUUUAUGCCGGAUGUUUUCAUUACUUGAGUAAUAUUUGAGGCUCGCAUUUCGCAUAGACUGAGCAACGCUGUAAUGCUAAUUCUCUGCUCUGAAAAACAUGUCGUCUUUGAUCCCG
This is a messenger RNA of Daldinia caldariorum, 7696 nucleotides long. RefSeq names its product ketoacyl-synt-domain-containing protein. Gene Ontology annotation, molecular function: phosphopantetheine binding; fatty acid synthase activity; 3-oxoacyl-[acyl-carrier-protein] synthase activity. The transcript is spliced from 3 exons. NCBI's taxonomy places the organism in Eukaryota, Fungi, Ascomycota, Sordariomycetes, Xylariales, Hypoxylaceae. The record is from RefSeq and is a predicted model, not a curated record. Bases 1 to 7410 code for a protein of 2469 amino acids. Gene Ontology annotation, biological process: fatty acid biosynthetic process; secondary metabolite biosynthetic process.